Messenger RNA from Dicrocoelium dendriticum, 1158 nucleotides. NCBI's taxonomy places the organism in Eukaryota, Metazoa, Platyhelminthes, Trematoda, Plagiorchiida, Dicrocoeliidae. The record is from the annotation of a GenBank genome assembly.
GCUUCUACUUCUUGAAUUGCACAACAUUUUUUACGUGAGGAAGAUCCGCAGGAUUGGAAGGAGGUAGGUGCAUUGGCGAUCCAUAAAAGGAGUACCAAAUGUUGUGUCCCCGCUGACGCCUUCACCCCACAACCACCAGCAAAAGUCCCAAGACGAGGCGGAAAAAGACGCAAUAAUCGACUUUCAAGUUUAAGUGCUGGGAACUCUGCUUCACUUACUGGUAUACCAAACGGGACUCGCGUUGGACGAAAGCUUGUCUCGUCCCUGGAUCCUGUCUUGUACUAUCCUACUAGGACCACUGCACUUCACACCUGUGAUGGAUCUGAAUAAUGCAGUUGGUCUUCGAAUGGAGUUAAUAAUAUUUCAUCCGCAAUAUUUAAAUGACCUGUUGGACACAACUCGCCGGUUCUCUUGGAAAUCGCACGCUUUUCCAUGCAGUCCUUCACCAUGCUCUGCAUAUUUGCAAGAAAAAUACAAAUUAUUAACGAAGGAAAACUGCUCGAAUAGCAACAGCGAAACUUUGCGAUCAGAUAGAAACUGUAACCAACAUCAUGAUAAGGCUGAACCUAACCUUCAGAAAGGGAGGCACGUCUUGGACGAACUUAUACGUUUUGAACAUAGACUUUUGGAAACACUACGGAUACUCACGAUGAUCAGUGAAGAAAUUAACGGUAGCAAUCACUGGCGGGAUCACAGUUUCUUGCGUGAAAUAUUCAAAGAUAUUCCCAGCCUUUAUCGUCUUCACCAGCAUUUAACUACUAGCCUUGACGAGUUGGACGUCAAUCCAGUCAAGAACAUUCUCCCAUCUGUAUUUAUAAAUGACACGGAAACCCCUUUCUUAAAUAUAUACAAGAGCUUUAUCAGCCGAUAUGGACCAAAUUAUCAGAGACUUACAAACCUUGUUUUAAAAGAGAAGGAAUUUUCAAACCUUGCCAAAUUGUGCGUGGCUUCUUCGAAGUACGAAGAACAACGUAUCCAAGAUGUCUGCGGAAUGUAUUUCGGAGUGCACAGUUCACUGACCAGAUACAGGCUGUUAUUCUCCAUAAGAAUUAGAAGAAACGCUACCCAAGGAAGACACUCGUAGACAAGAUAUUCGCAAGGCGCUUGCAGUGAUCGACAAAAUACUUCUUCACUCCGAAAAGGAAAUGGUUAAGCAGG